This is a messenger RNA of Parascedosporium putredinis, 399 nucleotides long. The record is from the annotation of a GenBank genome assembly. Lineage: Eukaryota; Fungi; Ascomycota; Sordariomycetes; Microascales; Microascaceae.
AUGGCCACACCAACCGAGUCCCAGAUCCUCACAAACUACCUCCUCCUCCCCGCCGACCUCCGCUCCGUCAUCACCCCCGACAAGUUCGCCGCCCUCUUCCCCGCGCCCUCCAGGCCUCCCCUAACGUCCAGCCGAGACCAAGCGCGGGUACCGCCUGCGCAACGAGGUGGCCAAGGCUCGGAGGAGGGAGAGGAAGGGAACGGGGAGAUUGAUGACGAGAUUGAGAUUGAGAGAGCGCUCUUUGGCGCAUCGACAGACGCUGUCAACUCGAGGCAUACCCUCUCCUCCAUCGUGCCCGAGCUCAACGCCGCCGUAGCCGACCUCGAAUCCCAGAUCAAGGCUCUCGAAGACGAGGAACGAGCCACCAUUGCCUCGCUCCAAAAACGGUCGGGACCAUGA